AUGGGUAUUGUACCCAGCAAGUCGCGGAAUGUGCUUUAUUCAACUACGUGGGAUAAUUAUUGUGUCAAAGAAAUUGAUUUGACAACUAAAAUUGUGACUACUAUUGCUGGAUUAUGCGGAACAAAUCAAUAUGUUGAUUCUACUGGAACCAAUGCACGAUUUUCCAACAUGAUAGGGGUUGAUUUGACCAAGAAUGAGCAGUACUUAUAUGUUGCCGACGUGGGAAAUAAUAAGCUGCGUCGAAUUGAUACUGCAACGUUUCCUAUUACGGCGGUUGCUUGGAUCGGUGAUGGUACAGCUGGAAAUGUACAAGGAUAUGGAACAAAAGCUCGAAUAAAUACACCUUAUGGUGUUAAAGUCAGCCCUUGUGGAAAUUAUGUUAUUGUUUCCGACACUGGAAACAACAUGAUCCGCAAGGUCGACAUAGAGAGCGGGUAUACGAACACGCUGGCGGGACAGUCGCUUGCUGGCACUGCGAACGGUGUCGGCACGCUUGCGCAGUUCAACAUGCCGGUGGAUGUGACGGUGGAUUGGAACGAAACGGUGGCUUACGUUUCUGAUCAGGGGAACAACUGCAUCCGCAAGAUCGACCUGUUGACGGCGGCGUUGGACUGGACUUCGGCUACACCUUCGCUGGUUGUCGUUGCGGGCAGCGGCGUUGCUGGCCUUACGGACGCUGUCGGGCUUAGCGCGCAGUUCUACAACCCAACGGGGGUUGCGGUGGAUUGGUAUGGCGCGUCGCUUCUGGUUGCCGACAGCAUGGAUUCGACCAUCCGCAGGAUCGACCUGAUGACGUCUGAAGUUACGACGCUGGCUGGCAACGGAAAUGCGGGGUUCAUUGACAAUCUUUAUGCCAACGACGCGGAAUUUACCGUGCCCUUCGGCGUUGCGCUUUCCAGGGAUGGCAAGUAUGUCUUCGUUUCGGACCAGAACAGGAAUAAUAUCAGAAAGAUG
Guillardia theta CCMP2712 is the source of this 954-nucleotide messenger RNA. RefSeq lists its product as hypothetical. The transcript is spliced from 4 exons. The record is from RefSeq and is a predicted model, not a curated record. The annotation marks the transcript as partial. NCBI's taxonomy places the organism in Eukaryota, Cryptophyceae, Pyrenomonadales, Geminigeraceae.